Messenger RNA from Verticillium dahliae VdLs.17, 1182 nucleotides. RefSeq lists its product as uncharacterized. The record is from RefSeq and is a predicted model, not a curated record. The coding region runs from base 1 to 1182 and encodes 393 amino acids. The transcript is spliced from 2 exons. NCBI's taxonomy places the organism in Eukaryota, Fungi, Ascomycota, Sordariomycetes, Glomerellales, Plectosphaerellaceae.
AUGGAAUCCUCAACGGCGCCGUCCACCCCCGACGAGCCUCAAAACCGCUUCUUGGCACUAUGGAACAUGACGUCUAAGCGAAUGAGGUCUGCCUGCGGUCUCGUGAUUUUUCUAGGCCUGACGAUAUGGCUGUCCCUGCCAUCCAUCAAGACCAUGACAGUUCCUCAAGUCAGCCUCCAUUAUGGUGUCAAGUCGCCAUUCAACCACACAAAGGUCGCCCUCCUGAUUGAGAACCGUCCCAAUCCUAUACUAGCCCCCCUCAUGCUGCACUUCAUGGCCGUUGUACCCCCUGACUGGCGCUUCCGCUUCAUGGGCUCCGAGGAAUCCGUCGCGCAUAUCAACCAGUCUAUGGCCAUUCGCGAGCAUGUCAAUUCUGGCAAACUCGACCUCACCUUCAUUCCGUCCAACAUGAGCACGGCCGGUCAAGAGAUGAUCUCCCGCUUCCUGACGAACCUGUGGCUCUACGAAACUGUCCUCCAUCCCGCAGAGUGGCUGCUUGUCUUCCAGACCGACAGCAUGCUCUGCGCCAACAGUCGCCACAACAUCAACGACUUUCUCGAAUUCGACUGGAUUGGCGCCCCUUGGAACCCCAGUAGUCGCUGGGGUGGCAACGGUGGCCUGUCUCUCCGACGAGUCUCCGCCAUAAUCGAUGUCCUCCGUGAGCAGGUCCGCGUCGACAACUCCGAACCCGAAGACGUCUGGCUCACCGAGCGUCUCGCCCACCGACCCGGUGCCCGUACUGCCAACAGCACCAUCUCCAUUGUUUUCAGUGGCGAGGGGUUCGUGGGCGAAAAAGUCAAAGUCGGCAGCAACAGCGACGCCUUCAACAGUUCGCUGGAUGCUGCGGCUGCAGGCGAAUACGUCCCCGAGCUCGAUAGCUGGCGCGACGGCUUCUACGAGCCUAUGGGCUACCACACCGGCGGCAGCGGGGCCUACCUCCACGGCCCUGUCUGGGGCAAGCCGUCCCUACGCAAGCACAUUUGGGAUUACUGCCCCGAGAUUAAGAUGACGCUUGCCAUGGACGCCGCCGAGUACAUUCCCGGCCAUUGCAACGACGUCUGGAGACGAGACGGGUCAGAGGCACAGGUGGAGGCGGAGCUGGACGCGAGGUAUCCGUUCGGCUCGGAGAUUAUUGAUGGAGAAGAGUAUCCUUUGCUGCCGCCCGGUCUGUCCGCAUGGUGA